AUGAGUCUUAUUAAUAGAGGGUUAUCUGAGAAAACAGUCUUUGGCUACAACAACAAUAAUGAUAUGAAAGAGAAAAGAGAGACUGCUAAUACUAAUUCUAUUCCAUCUUAUAUUACUCAUUCUGAUCACCAACAUCACCAUUUUCUUGCUCGUUGCACCAUUGUUGAUGAUUCUUCUGAGUUGAGUAUCUUUGAUGCCAAGAAGUACUUCAAUGAAGUUUCAGCCAACAAUAAUAUUAACAAGGUUUCUCCCAUAAUGAACAUCGAUUCGAUGUCGAUGUCGAUGUCGGAGCAAUGUAUGGAUCAUUCAGUAGCAUCGUCUCAAGAUCAGGAUUCAGAAAAGGAUUAUGACUUAUCCAAGUCGAAGCCUUGGACUUGUGGUGUUGCGCACCCGUCGUCUGGGGUGGUUUCUAAAUUUUCACCAACUACUGCCUCUACUAUAGAUGGUCAUCAUCGUCGGAGUUACCGAGCUCGAUCUUUCCAUUCUGCAACGCCAACUGCCUCGUCGGAGGCUAGUUGGAAUAGCCAGACGGGGUUGCUCUCGAACCCUCCUGGAGCAAUCUCAGUGUCAGUUUUGCGUGGGGAUUCUGAUCAUCAUUCUGGGAGGAAAACUCGAAAGCCUCCUUCGUCAUCCUCUUUGGCAGCAAGAUGGAUUUUUAGAAGCUCUAAAUGCCCUUGUACUGGGAAGAAGUCGGUUCAAGUUCAGGAAUCUAAAGUGGUACUAGACCCAAAAACAAGUCCUCCUUAUAUCAACAACACAACCGUUGGUGGCCAUUCCCAAUCUCAAUCAGAGUCUCCGCCAUCUGAAAAAACCUCUGGAGAAAACACAAUGCUAUUGCAACAUCCAGACAAGGACGUUGUUUGGGGUAGUCAAAGACGUUUUCCUCCAAAUUUGCUUCUUCAAGGACACACAACGCAACGAGUAAUAGCCUCCACGGGCUUCACUUUUCCCAUCUUGAAAAACAACAAUAACAACAAUGGAGAUAUUCCAACCAGAGCUAUAGGUCAUGUUUUAAUUGAAGACCCUCCUCGAGAUUCUCUAGAAGUUUUCAACCCAAGCAGUGCUAGAGAUAGUGGCAACGGUGGUUGUAGUAGUCUAAAAUCACGAAUUCUAGCCAGUGUAGCAGCAUCUGGCGGCAACGCCACCAUUGUGAACGACAUCGAUGAUGUAGCAAGUGAUGCUAGCUCAGACUUAUUUGAAAUCGAAAGUUUUUCCACUCAAACUGCCAGCACAACCACGGCCUCAUACCCUGCCAUGUUCCACCGACGAGACUCAAUGGAACUAGAAGCAAGAAGACUAGGGUUAACCUCUGCAGCCACACGUCGCAGCCUCGACGAGCCAAUGACACCUUCAACUGAUUGGUAUGAACCAAGCGAGGCAAGCAUCGACUGGAGCGUUACCACAGCCGAGGGCUUCGAUCGGGCGAGCAUUGCCAACAUGUCAGAGGCCGAGGAGUCCUGGACUGAGAAAAACAACAACAACAACAAUAACAACAGACGAAGAUCAUCAUCGGGAAAUGGGUUGUUAAGUUGUCGGUCAGAGAAGGCGGUGAGUGUAGGCCCACAGCCGGUGAUGAAGCAUGUGAGUAGUAGGCCACCAUUGGGAAAGAAGCCACCACUAGCAAGGUCUAAUUCAGCUCACCUCUCCCUUACUUUUGCUGCCUGA
Messenger RNA from Cucumis sativus (cucumber), 1665 nucleotides. RefSeq names its product protein PHYTOCHROME KINASE SUBSTRATE 4. Gene Ontology annotation, biological process: phototropism. The record is from RefSeq and is a predicted model, not a curated record. Lineage: Eukaryota; Viridiplantae; Streptophyta; Magnoliopsida; Cucurbitales; Cucurbitaceae. The transcript has a single exon. The coding region runs from base 1 to 1665 and encodes 554 amino acids.